AUGGCGGCUCGUCUGCGACACCCACACCUGGUCCAGUUCAUAGGAGCCACGCUGGAGGGGGAGAUGAUCAUCCUGACAGAGCUCAUGGCCACCAGUCUGAGGAGGGUGCUGGAGGGAGGUCGUAUCUCACGUGAACACAUCCUCUCCAUCUCUGUGCAGUGCAAACAUCCUCCUCUACCCGAUGGCCGCUGGAGUGCAAAGGUUACCGACUACGGCUCCGUGAACACCCUGCGAGCAUUGGCGACAGAGAAUCCUGGUAAUCCAGUGUAUGCUGCCCCUGAGGCAAGAACCCCUUCCCUCCAGUCAACCAAGAUGGACAUGUUCAGUUUGGGGGUGCUCCUGAUCGAGAUGUGUUCUGGCCAGUUUCCGAGUGAUGACGGACGUGAGUGCUUACUCCUCACCAUCCAAGACCGUCAGUUCUCUGGCAUCAUCAGUCGCUGUAUCCAUAGAGACAGAGACAAUCGACCAACCGCUCGACAAUUGUUGAAUGAGCUGCUACAUUUAUAG
Messenger RNA from Halichondria panicea, 507 nucleotides. Its product is annotated as mitogen-activated protein kinase kinase kinase 7-like. Gene Ontology annotation, molecular function: protein serine/threonine kinase activity; ATP binding. Gene Ontology annotation, biological process: protein phosphorylation. NCBI's taxonomy places the organism in Eukaryota, Metazoa, Porifera, Demospongiae, Suberitida, Halichondriidae. The coding region runs from base 1 to 507 and encodes 168 amino acids. The transcript has 2 exons. The record is from RefSeq and is a predicted model, not a curated record.